AUGUCGGACAACGAAGCCGUCGAAGGGGCUAGUGCCAGUCAACAAAGUUCUAGCCAAGAAUCGGCUCAAUUUAAGGCAACUGAAAUUAAGGGUCUUGCUUGCUUUAACCCCAGGGAUGACCCGAAUACUCUGUCUAUUCGUUGGAAACGUUGGAAGCGAUCAUUUAACUUAUAUUUACGGGCAAAAGGGAUCACAAUGGACUCGCAAAAGGUGGCACUGCUGUUGCAUACUGGGGGCGAUGAUUUUCAAGAAUUAUAUUACACAUUGAUACCUGAGAAUGAAGAAAAGGGCUUUAAGGAAAGUUUUGAAGUGUUAGAUAAUUGUUUUGUGCCAAAAGUGAACAUUCCUUUCGAGAGACACUUGUUUAGACAAAUGUGUCAAGUUGCAGGAGAGACGGUGGAUCAAUUUGUUUGUCGGUUGAGACAGAAAGCUUUCACAUGCGAGUUUGCAGAUGUUGACGAGACAAUAAGAGACCAGCUUAUUGAAAAAUGUAGAAAUACUAAACUUCGUCGAAAGUUUUUGGAGAAAAUUAAUGCAAGUUUGAAAGAUUUGCAGGAUAUUGCAAGAGCACAUGAAGCGGUUGAAAUUCAGAUGAGAUCUUUGGAGCAGUCUGAUUCACAGCAAUCAGAGGACGGUCAAAUAAAUGCAGUCGGUCAAUUCGGCAAGAAAAACCAGAGGGGAAACAAAGAUGGUGUUCAUGGAAACAACACAAGUGGUCGAUAUGGUAGGGGAACAUUUGGUCAAAAAACUGGAACUGAUCAAAGGUGCUUCAACUGUAACCGUGUGGGUCAUUUUGCUCGGGAUACUAUCUGCCCGGCUAGAGAUCAGAGGUGCAAUGAAUGUGGAAUUCGUGGGCAUUUUUCUGCGUGCUGCAGGAAAAAGAAUAGUAAGAUACCACAAGGACGGAAUCAAGAAGAGGACGAGAGCAGAAAGAAGAAAGUGUAUCAGGUAGAUGAUGAAGAGAAUCCAAGAACCAGGGAGGACUAUGCAUUUGUUGUAGGAGAAAACAGAACAGGUGCGGGAGAUUACUCGUAUGAUUGGUGGAGUCCAGCUGGAUGGCGUACUUAUUGACUCUGGUGCUUCAUGUAAUUUGGUUGAUUAUGAAACAUGGACUAAUUUGAAGAAUAAUAAUAUUGAUUGCCAGUCAACAAAGUCCGAGAAGAAGCUGUUCGCCUAUGGCCAGAAAGAACCUAUUGAAGUUGCUGGGACAUUUGUGGCUGAAAUUGUUUGCAAGGCUAGUGGUGAGAAAUCCAUAGAGGAGUUCACAGUAAUAAAGGGUGCCGGGAAACCUUUGCUUGGAAAGAGUACUGCAGAGAAACUUAAAGUGUUGCAUGUUGGUCCCUUUUAUGGUGCUCAAGGAAGUGAUACGGAUAUUCGUAAGGAGUAUGCAGAUACAUUUUUUGGAGUGAGAAAGCUGAAAAAUUAUCAAUUGAAACUGCACAUCAACAAGGAUGUAAAACCAGUGCCACAAGGGGUUCGAAGGCUUCCAUUUGGUCUGCGAGGUAAAGUGGAUGAAAAAUUGGAUGACUUGCUGGCGAAAGAUAUCAUCGAGGAAGUACCGAACAGUCCAACAGAGUGGGUCUCACCUUUGGUGGUGGUGCCAAAACCGGACGGUGAUGUGAGG
Molecule: messenger RNA, 1624 nt
Organism: Paramuricea clavata
Lineage: Eukaryota; Metazoa; Cnidaria; Anthozoa; Malacalcyonacea; Plexauridae
Source: the annotation of a GenBank genome assembly